This is a messenger RNA of Eimeria mitis, 813 nucleotides long. RefSeq lists its product as uncharacterized. The record is from RefSeq and is a predicted model, not a curated record. Bases 1 to 813 code for a protein of 270 amino acids. NCBI's taxonomy places the organism in Eukaryota, Apicomplexa, Conoidasida, Eucoccidiorida, Eimeriidae. The transcript is spliced from 3 exons.
AUGCUGCAGGAGCUUGUGGGUGUGCUGCCUGCUGAGACCGCUCGGUCGCAGCUGACGAUAAUUGCUGCUGCUGUUGCUGCUGCUGUAGAUGAACGCCUCACCGCUGCUGCUGUUUUAACUUUCGCAGGCACUGCAGCAGCAGCAGCAGCAGCAGCAGCAGCAACACCAGCAGCAACAGGAGCAGCAGCAGCAGCAGGUAGCGCUGAAUCGGGUUUGAUUGACGCUCGCAUGCACGUUGCAGCAGCUGUCUUAGAUUUGCUGCAGCAGCAGCAGCUGCUGGGGUCCUUUAUGCUGCAGUGCAGAGCAGCAGCAGCAGCAGCAGCAACAGCAACAGCAGCAGCAGCAGCUGCUGCUGCUGCUGGUGGAACAGAGGAAGACCCUGAGGAGGCUGAGGAGGAGGCCGAGCAGCAGCAGCAAACGAAGCAGCAGCAGCAGCAGCAGCAGCAACUGCUGCAGCAGCAGCAAUCACAGAUAUCUGCACUGGUGGUAUCCCGCUGCAGUCGCUUUGCUGCUCUCGAGAGGCAGCAGCAGCAACAGCAGCAGCAGCAGCAACAGCAGCAGCAGCAGGAGCAGCAGCAGCAGCAGCGCAGUGGCUUGGCAGCAUCUGGUGCUGCUGCAGCACCAGCAGCAGCAGCAGGAGCUCAUCUACAGAUGCAGCAGCAGCAGCAGCAGCAGCAUGGUGUUAGCUGUCUCCCUAUUCCUUCCUUUGAGGCUCUGCAGCAGCUGCUUGCUGUUGUGCUGCAGCAGGAGCAGCAGCAGCAGCAAACAGCAGCACUGGACAUCUGCUGCUUCUCUCUCCCUUCGGAUAGGUAA